Molecule: messenger RNA, 522 nt
Organism: Fulvia fulva
Lineage: Eukaryota; Fungi; Ascomycota; Dothideomycetes; Mycosphaerellales; Mycosphaerellaceae
Exons: 2
Coding region: 1-522 (173 amino acids)
Source: RefSeq, a predicted model, not a curated record
AUGCUGACAUUUGGCCCACCCAUCGAUGCUGGUUCCUCCGCAACACAGAACGAUCAUCACAGCAAAGUUACAAGCACAACAAAACUCUCCACAGACCGAUCUCCAACUCCCAACCCAAAACGCAGCAGCGGCCUCACACCAACCGAGAUCAAAUCAACGAAAGACGCCAUCGAUGAUCUCCUCGCUGACAUCGAGGCUGGCGGCUUCGCGACUGCUUCCACUAACCAGACAUUUCCCGAGCUUGAGGACUCCUUCCAGUACCGAAGGCCCAUUACGCUGCCCGAGCCCGUACACGUCAAGCCGUUUAUAAGGCCCACGACACCGAAUAGAAACAGCAUGAAACCUAUGGGUCUGGGUCCUGCGUAUGCCCCGCCAGUCAGUUAUUCUACUAAGCCGAAGAUCUCAGAUUCGAGGAGUCGCAGUGCUGAGCCACGGCCCAGGAGGCCAGUGAUGUCGGCGAGCGAUACCUGGAAGAGGUUGGGAAGCUCGACGUACCAUUUCGUUGAUGAUGAACGAAUGUAG